This is a messenger RNA of Gadus macrocephalus (Pacific cod), 2047 nucleotides long. RefSeq names its product serine/threonine-protein phosphatase 4 catalytic subunit B. Gene Ontology annotation, molecular function: protein serine/threonine phosphatase activity. The transcript has 9 exons. Gene Ontology annotation, biological process: peptidyl-serine dephosphorylation; double-strand break repair via homologous recombination. Gene Ontology annotation, cellular component: nucleus; cytoplasm. Bases 364 to 1299 code for a protein of 311 amino acids. The record is from RefSeq and is a predicted model, not a curated record. Lineage: Eukaryota; Metazoa; Chordata; Actinopteri; Gadiformes; Gadidae.
GACACCGGAAGUAGUAGCCAAGUCGGCGGCGUUCAGCUGGAGUGGUGAACCGGGGAGGAAGCGCAAAGAAAAGGCCGACUUAUGAAGAAAGACCAGCCGCAUAACUCAUCCAUGGAAUGAAAUCAGAGGUCAUUGUUUUUAUAAAUAGCCCCGCCAAAAGAUCCAUGCUAUUUCUGCGCGAAUUUUCGUAAAGCUGACGUCUGAAAGUUAUCCUGUCCCCCAGUGCGCUGAGUCCGAUCAGAAGCAGGGUGACAGCGUACUGUUUGCGCCACACACAUCGCCCGUUGUGCUGCACCGUCUCAUCCGAGUGCAGUCAAGGUGUGUGUGCGCAAGAGCACGCAACUUGUGUGAGCGGAUCUCCCUAUGUGUGUGACAAUGGGGGACAUCAGUGACCUGGACCGACAGAUAGAUCAGCUACGACGCUGUGAGCUGAUAAAGGAGAAUGAAGUCAAAGCACUGUGUGCUAAAGCAAGGGAGAUCUUGGUGGAAGAAAGUAAUGUUCAGCGAGUGGACUCGCCGGUCACCGUAUGUGGCGAUAUUCAUGGGCAGUUUUAUGACUUGAAAGAGUUAUUUAGAGUGGGCGGAGAUGUUCCAGAGACAAACUAUCUCUUCAUGGGCGACUUUGUGGACCGAGGUUUCUACAGCGUGGAGACCUUCCUUCUGUUGCUCGCUCUGAAGGUCAGGUACCCAGACCGGAUCACCCUGAUCCGAGGGAACCACGAGUCCCGGCAGAUCACCCAGGUGUACGGCUUCUACGACGAGUGCCUCCGCAAGUACGGCUCGGUCACCGUGUGGCGGUACUGCACCGAGAUCUUCGACUACCUCUCCCUCUCGGCCAUCAUCGAUGGCAAGAUCUUCUGCGUGCACGGCGGCCUGUCCCCGUCCAUCCAGACCCUGGACCAGAUCCGGACCAUCGACAGGAAGCAGGAAGUGCCCCACGACGGGCCCAUGUGUGACCUGCUGUGGUCCGACCCCGAAGACACCACGGGCUGGGGCGUGAGCCCGCGCGGCGCCGGCUACCUGUUCGGCUCCGACGUGGUGGCCCAGUUCAACGCGGCCAACGACAUCCACAUGAUCUGCCGCGCCCACCAGCUGGUGAUGGAGGGCUACAAGUGGCACUUCAACGAGACGGUGCUCACCGUGUGGUCGGCGCCCAACUACUGCUACAGGUGCGGUAACGUGGCGGCCAUCCUGGAGCUGGACGAGCACCUGCAGCGGGAGUUCAUCAUCUUCGAGGCGGCGCCGCAGGAGACCCGGGGCAUCCCCUCCAAGAAGCCCGUGGCCGACUACUUCCUGUGAGCGCCACCCCCCCCCCCCACCCCCUCGGGACAAGAGUCGGGCGGGGUCCAAAACCGAUAAGCUCCUCCCCCUCCCCCCAACCGCUCUCCCGAUAGGACAGACGCUCGCCCCCCCCCCCCCCCCCCCCCCCCGGUGUGCGGCCCACGAAGAGGGAGCCCCCCCCACCACACUGCCAGCAGCGCGAUGGUUUCCCCGGACACAACGACCUCCGAACCUGGGCCCAUGACUUUUGUAACCGUCGUCUCUAGCGCUUUCAAAACGGCGGCCAUUCAAUUUCGUUUUUAAAAUGUUCCGACUCUGCCGCCGCUGUGGUCGUCUCCUCUCUCUUUGAUCUCUGUAGAUACCCCCCCCUCCCCCCUACCUCUCGCCUUUCCUUCCACAAACCUAUUUGUAGUAUUUUUACAUGAACAGUCAGAUAGUUGUGACGGGGGACGUGGAAGGAGGUAUAAUUGUUUUUUUAAUGAUAUGCAGACUUUUUCAUUUGAGCAAUUUCUUUAAUACAUUCUUAACACUUUAUUGUUUUCCUCUUUUUGUAUUUUGUUGAUGCCCGAGUUAUUUACAAAAUGACAAUUUUCUUUUCCUUGCUUCUGAACUAUUCUUGGUAUCACGUUCUCUAAUGGGUUCUUUGCAGUUCCUUUAACUGCCCACAAGGAGUCAUGAUAUCCACCAUAGUUUCUCCCACUUCAAGUUCUCCCAUCUACAAAUCUGUCAAUUUUGAUAUUGUAAGAAUAAAGUCUUUUGUAUCGAC